Molecule: messenger RNA, 3539 nt
Organism: Chara braunii
Lineage: Eukaryota; Viridiplantae; Streptophyta; Charophyceae; Charales; Characeae
Source: the annotation of a GenBank genome assembly
GCCUGUGAGCAUUCCGAACGUAUCGCUCACAGGGGGAACUCCCAGAUAAGGGAUGAGCUUUAGGCUGCCUUCACGAUCUGGGAGGGCCGCUCAGGCGGUUAGGACGAGAGUUCGAGGGCCAGCGAGUCCGGAACCGCCGACUAAGGAUAUUCCCGGGUCGAGCGGGGAGAAGGAAGUUGUAGAACCUCCGGUGAAUGAGGAGGAGGAGGAUGACCGCCUAAGGAACGAGGAGGAUGAAAAGGCAGAGCAAAGAGUCAAGAAGAGGGGCGUUAAGGCCGAUACGGAAAAGACCCCGGAGCAGAAAAAGAAGAAGUACACAGUUAGGGUGGAGAAAGGAUUCAACGUGGAAGAGAUUAUGGACCGAAUCCUUGAAGGACAUAACCACCUCAUGAACUUGAAAGAUGUCUUGGCAUCGGCGCCAAAACUGCGAGAAGAGCUCAAGGCACGUUUGUGCAGGAAGAUGGUGGUUUGCGUACGGUUAGGGGCCAUAAUCCCUAAGGAAGCUGAGUGGUCGGAGACCGGUACGAAAAUGGACUGGAAGUCCGUGGCGUGCGGGUGUUUUGAUGUUGUUGUAAAGGGGAAAGCAUGCACGGCAAUGGUGGACACAGGUGUAGAAAUGAACAUCAUCAAGGAGGAGGAUGCCCUGCCCCUGGGGAUGGAGAUAGACCGCUCCGACAAUGGUAUUUUUGUAGGAGCAAAUAGUCAAUCCAUUUUUGUGGGGAUCGCAUCCAAGGUGGUGCUGGAGAUCGGGAAGAGCACCUGCGAAAGCUCGUGCGCCCAGGACAAAAUUGUGAGUGGGGAGAUAAAACAGGAGUCUAUGAUAAAGAACCUGAAGAAGGAGUUUGAAGAAGGAGGACUGGUAUUGGGAGUGCCAGACCAUGCGGUCGUUAUGACCAGACCCUUUAUCAUAGAGACAGAUGCAAGACCGACUGCUUUGGGAGGAGUGUUGAUCCAGAAAGACCUCAAUGGAGAGGAGCGACCGCUAAGAUUCGAGAGUCGAACGCUUAAUACGGCUGAGAGAAACUACUCUCAGUUCAAGCGCAAAACCUUAGCAGUCCUCCAUUGCUUGAGAAUUUUCAGAAACUACCUCUUUGGCAGCAGGUUCGUGUUGAGGGUGGACCCAACCGGUCUAGUUGGUUCGCUGAAGAACUACGCUCCCUCAGAUCCAACCAUUGCCAGAUGGCUGACGUACAUCUGGAUAUUUGAUUUUGAACUGGAGCGGAUUCCAGGGAACAAAAAUAGGGCGGAUGGGUUGAAUCGAGUCGACUGGAGCAAGAACAGCGAAGGAGUGAUCGAGGAUACUCCCCUAGUCGACGGGUUUUUGGACGAUGAGGAGGAUGUGAAACUUCACAUCAACUCUUGGUCUUUGGCGGUAGGUAACUACAUUACUCCUGGACGACCGGUGUGGCUGACACCUCCAGGGUAUGCAUGCUUGCCAAACUUAGUCCUUAAACCCUAUGUGGAGGAGGACUCAUGGGGACUGCCGGAUGUGCAGUGGAUGAUGGAUCUGGCCUUGGCAGACAAACACAAGUUGGGUGAGGACCUGAUCACGAUGGAGGAUGAAGCCCGGCAGGUGGAGGAUCAUGAAAGGUCUAUAGGAGGGGUUUAUCUCUUGGCCAAUGCCUUGUUGCAGGAGGAAGUGGCUAGAAGCGCUAGGAAGGAUCAGGAAAGGAGUGAGAAUGUGAUCCAUGAGAGAGAUGGCGAUGAUUUCGAAGAAGGCAAGAUUAAGGAGGUUUUUCGAGCAGAAGAGUAUGAUGGGGUUUAUCUUGAACUCAGAAUACUUCUUUCGUGCGAAAUGAGAGAAAAAGAUGUCAGCGAGAAAGUCUUGAAGAUGAAACCAAACUUUCUGGUAAGGGAUGGACACCUGUUCAUGAAGAGCAAGGGGAGGAAUCCCAGGAGGGUAGUCUGUGACAUCACUCGUCAGAUCGAUGUCAUGGUCGCCCUGCACGAUGGCACAACUGGAGGGCAAAGGAGUACUGACACAACGCAUGCAAUAUUCCCUAUCGAGAGUUUCCUGAAGACAUGGAGGCGGCAUGACCUCGAGUCAGAGUUGACGUUCGAGGAACUGCUCGAUUUAAGGGCGCGUCAGAUCGGAGCCAUAGAGGACAAGAUUGAAGGAGCAACGAGUAAGGUGGCAUAUAACCGGGCACAAGAUAAGUUCAGGUGGGACAAGAUGACAAGAGUGAGGAAGGAGCCAUUCGAAGUGGGAGACACGGUGCUGUUGUAUGACUCAUCGCUGGAGAAACAAUGGUCACGGAAGUUGGAUAAGCGGUGGUUGGGACCGUACAAGGUGGCAAAAGUCGGAGAGCAUGGCGCGUACCAGAUUGAGGAAAUGGAUGGAACAGCCUGGAGAGAUUGGGUGUCAGGCUCGAGGCUGAGGAAGUUUGUUGCUCGAGAUGAGGACCAGGCUGCAAGACAGAAGGAAUUGGACAGACAAGAAAGGGUCACCGGGGAACAGGAGAUCAGAGCAGAAGUUAGGAGGAAGAACCUGGAGGAACUCCACAGGAAAGUGGAACAAGGAAAGCGGCCAGUGGACUUGAAAGACAGAAAUGAAAAGAGUGUGAGCAGCCAGCAGGAAGAAGACCCUCCUCUACUCUCUGAAGCGUGGGAGAACUUUGAUAGGUUGAUGGGAGCUGCGAGAAGACCCGAGGGACCUCAACAAGAGAUGGGGGUGAAGUUGGUCUUCACAGACUUACUCAUAUUGAAGGGAGUAAUGAAUGAAGGAUUUGCAGCCGCACGAGCAUCAGAUCAAGAGAUUGGAGAGAGAUUGACCAAGGUGGCACAGAAGGCCUAUAGUCAGGGGGUGGAAUGGGAGCAGGAGGUCAAAGAGUUGAAGAAGAACCAAGAGAGACAGGACCGCGAGCUUGACGCGAUGAAAGUGGAACUGGAAAAGGCUCAACAGGCUUCCUUCCAGGCAAAGGAGGGAAAGUGGGAGAAGAGAAUUAAGGAGCCGGAAGCGAAGCUCGAGCAGAAGGCUCCCACAACUUUGGUGGAUUGGACUGAGGUCCAAGGAUUUGAAAUGAAGAGGUCAACUGCAGAGGAAGCCUUUAUAAGUCAGAAGGAGGAAGAAAAGGGCGAUCUACAGGGAGGAGAAAAUGUGCCUCUGCUGGAUAAAGAGAUGCUGCAGCCUCAGGAGAUGCACAUGGAAGGAAAAACCAAGAGUGAGGAGUUUGAUUGGCGGAUGCCGUCCACUGUGACACUUCAGCAGGUUCGAAGGGGGCAAGAUGUGACACAACAGGCAGAGGUGGUGAGAGAUGAGGGGCCACUGCCUAUUGAUCGGAUGGUUGCUGAGGGGCAGAUGAUCCAGAGGAGCAAGGUUGAGACUGAGCAGGGAAUAGGCCAAGAGACCUGUCAGGACUCUACCAUGCCUCAGGGUACGCCUUUGGUAGCAGAUUUGGAGGAGGCAUUGGGCUCGUGGGCCACAGGGUCUGGUUCAGCAGUACGAGCGAGUGGGUCAGCGAGACAGACAUAGGAGAGAGCAGCCUGCCCCACACCAUUAGAGACCCCCCAGCACGAGGUUACGAGCGAAGCAACGACAG